Molecule: messenger RNA, 405 nt
Organism: Cyphellophora attinorum
Lineage: Eukaryota; Fungi; Ascomycota; Eurotiomycetes; Chaetothyriales; Cyphellophoraceae
Exons: 1
Coding region: 1-405 (134 amino acids)
Biological process (GO): mitotic cell cycle
Cellular component (GO): nucleus; chromosome, centromeric region
Source: RefSeq, a predicted model, not a curated record
AUGUCUCUCGAACCCUGGGAGCGUCCCUUUCCGGGUCUGGUGCGAGCCGGAAGAGAUAGCGACGGCAUUCCCACUCGACGACGCACCACACACGAGAUUGUCAUUCACGACGCGUUGGUCCGUUCGAGACGCAAGAACGUGGAUCUCGAAGCUACUGUUGCAGACUUGAGGAAGACGAUCGACGAGUUGACGAGGACGAAUGACGAGUUGAAGAAGGAGAAAGCCGAGCUGAAGACGAUGAACGAGGGCUUGCGGGCAACGAACAACUGCUUGAAGGAGGUCGGUCAAAGCUUCGAGAGGAUUUAUGUCGAUGCUGAAGAGGAGAUGCAGGGUUUGCGGACGGAGCUUGAUAGUCUGCGUGAGGGUUGGAACGCCGUGAAGAGGGCGGUGCAAAUGCACGAGUAA